Molecule: messenger RNA, 360 nt
Organism: Dibothriocephalus latus
Lineage: Eukaryota; Metazoa; Platyhelminthes; Cestoda; Diphyllobothriidea; Diphyllobothriidae
Source: the annotation of a GenBank genome assembly
AUGUCGAAGAGUCUUGGAAAUGUGCUCAGUCCGUCAGCGGUGAUUGAACACUUCUCGGCCAGAAUGCAGAAUGCCAGUGACGCAGGCAGGACUUAUGAAGACAGCAAGCUGCGGCCGAUUGCUGCCGACUGUCUGCGCUACUGCCUCGUUCGCAGUGUCUGUCUCAACGAAGAUUUCACCUUCAACCUGGCUCAUGCCGAACGUACAGUCAAUGCGGAACUGGUUAAUCCUCUGGGUAAUUUGUUGUCCAGACGUCGCCAUUUUACCGUCCGGUUGGCGGCAGACGAGAAUUUCCAGGAACGGAAGUCGUCUUUUGUAGAUCUGACAAAAUCGGAUUCAGUCGCUCUUUGUAGUGGUUGA